Messenger RNA from Arxiozyma heterogenica, 2145 nucleotides. RefSeq names its product DNA-binding transcription factor SWI5 (gene SWI5). The transcript has a single exon. Lineage: Eukaryota; Fungi; Ascomycota; Saccharomycetes; Saccharomycetales; Saccharomycetaceae. Gene Ontology annotation, molecular function: DNA-binding transcription factor activity, RNA polymerase II-specific; RNA polymerase II cis-regulatory region sequence-specific DNA binding. Bases 1 to 2145 code for a protein of 714 amino acids. Gene Ontology annotation, cellular component: nucleus. The record is from RefSeq and is a predicted model, not a curated record. Gene Ontology annotation, biological process: regulation of transcription by RNA polymerase II.
AUGGAUUCAAAUGAAACUAGGUGGAUGAUAAAUCCUAUUGAUUUAUUCAAAAAUGAAAAGAGGACUACAUUUAGUAAAUAUGAGGAUAUAAAUCUUAAUGAAUUUGACAUUUUUUUAUCUAGCAAUAGUGCUGAUGGCGCUCAUGAUGAUGGCAAGGAAAAUAAAAAAGUGUAUGGGGAUUAUAAUUUUCCUAUUGAUAAUCAAGAUAUUCCAAUGACACCUAUUGAUAUAGAAACAGAUAAUAAUUUAUAUACAUAUAAUAAUAAUAGCAGUAAUGAUAAUGAUAAUAAUAAAGAAAAUGAAAGUAACAAUAUUCUUAUAAAUAAUAAAAAUAAUUUAGGUCAAGAGAAUGUGGCUCCAGCAGAACUUAUGAACUCUUUAAUCUGGGACGAGCUUCUCUUAGAUUAUGUUAACUCUAAUCCAUUACCUUGUGUUCCAAUACAAGAUACUACUAAUGAUUCAAAUAAUAGUAAUCAGGCCACGGGGAUACUAGAUAAUUUAAAUAAAAUGGAUCAGCAAUUGUUGGAACAACAAGAACAAUUAAAUAUUGAGAUCCAAAAACAGAAAAAGAUGAAUAAGUUGUUAGAAGAAAAAUUGAAACAAACACAGCUACAACAACAAGAGUUAAGAAAAAUUUUAAAGGAGCAGCAAGCUUUAAGCUCAGUGAGGUUUGUAUUAGGUGAUAUUACACAAUCCUCAAGGUUAAAUAACACACCUAAGAAAAAAAUAAAAGAAUUUAAUGUCAGCAAAAGUACGAAUAAUUCGCCUAUCAAGAAAAUUCAAAACACAAAACUAUCCUUUGUAAAUUCAUUGCAUUCUACGAGCAAGAACAAUAAUAAAAGCAAUAAUGGUAAUGGUAAUGGUAUUAAUAACAGUUCCCCAAAGAGACGCCAAUACAGAUUUAAAAAUAAUGUAUCAGAUAACGAUUCGACAAAACAAAAAUUUCAAAGGAUUAAAGAUAAGAAUUUGAAAAUUAAUUUUACUACAACUUUGACUCCAAAAGAUCAAGAUAAUUUUCUAACGGAUAGUGCUCUAUCUUCACCCAUUCGUGCAAGUCCAAACAGAUUGUAUGUUGGGUCACCUACUCGUGAAUACUUGGAUAAGGGUUCACCUGUUUUAGGGAAUGAUCUACGACAGAAUUUAGAUAUAAAUACAAAUCUAAUUUCAUUGCAGCCACUGGCUGAUGAUGUAUUGAAUAGAUCGCCUACUAAUAAUAACUUUAAAGAAGCUACUCUUUUAGAUGAUCUUCCAACCACAUUUCAAGAUACCCCAAUAAGAACUAAAGACUAUAUUAGUCCUAUUAGUAUUUUAAUGCCACCAUCUGAAGAUCAUCAUGACACGAGGAGUCCCUCUAAAUCAACAAUUAUUAAAAACCCAAUCCCUUUUGUGUAUUCAUCACAAAAAGAAUUGAAAAAAAUUCCUGCUAUUUCUAAAUCAAGCAAAUUAAAUGAAAGUUUUAUACAUGUCAAUAAAACACCAUCAUCAACCCUAGAAUUAAGAGAUUCGUCAAAGAAGUUACUUUCAGAUCUAAACAGACAAUUGGAGCAAUCUGAGCAUCAGGUAAAGCCGGUCAGUCCGUCUAAAGGAUCAAGAAAAUUUACAAAGUUGUCUAGAGAUGAAUUGGAUAGAUACGUUAAAGAAUUACCGGAUAGGUUAUUUGAAUGUUUAUAUCCAAAUUGUGGUAAAUUUUUUAAGAGAAGAUAUAAUAUUAGAACGCAUAUUCAAACACAUUUAGAAGACCGUCCAUAUAGUUGUGAUUUUCCUGGUUGUAAUAAAGCUUUCGUUAGAAAUCAUGAUUUAAUCAGACAUAAAAAGACCCAUUUAAAGAAGAAAUUUGUAUGCCCAUGUGGUAAAAUUUAUUAUAGGGAAGAACAGCUAUUUUCACAUCAAAAUAAAAUGAUUUGUAUAGGGGGUAAGCAAUAUUAUAAUGUUCUUACAGAACAACCAUCAAGAAGUUCUAACCUUUUGUGCAAAGAUGUUACCACAAGAUCAGAUUCACUGGCAUCAAGCAAUCUACCGUCUUCUAGUGAAUCAUUUAACAGAGAAGAUUCAAAUAAAGAGAAUUCGUAUGGUACAAGUUUAGUAUUCAAAAUGAAACGUCAUUCAAUCGAUUCCCCCGUAAAUAAAGAUAUUAAUAGUAUAUAG